Ilex paraguariensis (yerba mate) is the source of this 1220-nucleotide messenger RNA. The record is from the annotation of a GenBank genome assembly. NCBI's taxonomy places the organism in Eukaryota, Viridiplantae, Streptophyta, Magnoliopsida, Aquifoliales, Aquifoliaceae.
CACUCCAACUAUCGGAUAAAUCCCUUUCUCCGGCCGUCGCUCGGCGACACUAUAUAUUUCUGUCGUCGACCAACUAUUUUGCGAAAUUGCCGAGAGAAGCGUCCCAACAGAGGCAUCAAAAGAUGGGUAAGAAAGGAUCAAACAAGAAAGCAGUUAAUUUAACUUCAGGGUCACAGAGUUCAGUAACGCUGAGAGAAGAGUCGAGUGGGAAGAAACAAACCAACGUCAAUGUCAAGUCCAUGCUGAAAUUAGAGCAUAUAAAGAACAUCGCGGUUUGGGCCAGCGGUGAAGCCACCAUACCAUCAUUGGGUGCCUUCUUUGGGCACCGUUUUGCUGCCUGUGCUGAGGCCUUGGGUACACCCCCUGAUCCGUCGUUGUUUCCUUGCCAGAGAUGUGAAUCUAUUCUUCAGCCAGGUGAUAAUUGUACAGUUCGAAUUGAAAAGAACCAAAAAAGGGCCCAACACAGACGCAAGAAACCUUGUACGCCCACGCAGAACAAUGUGGUUUACAAGUGCCACUUCUGUUCACAUCGCAAUAUCAAGAGAGGGACCCCAAGAGGCCAUAUGAAAGAGAUAUACCCCGGCAAGGCAAAACCACCUUCAAAAUCAGAACCUGCUAACUGCACAGUUCACAAACCUACCAGCACGGAGACAACUACUACUGGCAAUGUUGAGGUUAAUAAGAUGGAUGAGGUUACUUUACCGGAACUGGAAGUAGCCAUUGACGGUUCUGCCUCAAAAACUCCGGCAACUCCAUCGGUGAGAACGGGUCUGUCUUUGUUGGAUGCAAAGAUGAGAAAGAGGAAUAGGUCAGGAUCUAAGAAAGCAGCUGAAUCUGAAAGCAGUCCUGUCACAAGAGAUGUAGAAAAAGCUUCCAGUGCAUCCAACAAACGGAAGAGAAAACCUUGGACUAGUCUUAAGGAAAUUGCUGAGAGCAGUGACCAAAGUAACAACCGCGAUUUCACCAACUUAACGGUCACAUUCUUAAUAUGAGUGGGGCCUUUGCUUAGGCCUUUUUCUUCGGGGCUUAGAAGGAAUGGCCUUCUAGGCCCUGCGUGUCAGGGGGAGCUGCCUAGGUUUGUCCGAUUUUCUACAGGACAGUUUUUUUUUUUUUUUCCCUAUGAUAUAUUUGAUUAUUUGUGUAUUGACCGUAAUACUAACUUAAGCAUGUUGAGGAAGACUUCUAACCUUUUUCAUAUCUUGUGGACGAGUCGAUAUCCA